UAAUCACGUGACAGCCCCAGCGAGUGCGGAGCGAGAGACAGUGAGUGAGACGGCAGGCAGGAUCCGCUGGUGAGAUCCACUCCAACUCUGUCCUCUAUUCGUGCAGAGAACCAUGUCGGUGCUGAAACUGGAGGAGUGUCGAGAGAAGAUUCGCAACGAAUUGAACAAAGUCGUGGACUUCUGGUUGAAAUACUCCCAAGACACAGUUUAUGGGGGCUAUUUCAAUUGUAUUGGGAAAAAUGGGACGGUUUAUGAUGAGCUGAAAUAUGUCUGGCUGCAGGGAAGACAGGUGUGGAUGUACUGUCGCUUGUACCGAACAAUGGAUCGAUUCCGUCGGCCUGACAUCCUUGAAGCAGCCAAAGCUGGAGGGACUUUCCUCAGGAAGUUUGCUCGUGUUUCCAGCGGCGACGGUCAGAUGAAGUGCGCGUUCUGUUUAACACGAGAUGGUAAAACAGUGAAAGUACAGCGAACCAUAUUCAGUGAGUGUUUCUACGUCAUGGCCAUGGAUGAGCUGAGCAGAGUCACUGGUGACACGGAUAUGCAGCUCGAGGCUGAAAAGAUGAUGGCGCAGCUGAUCUUCUGGGUUCAGGUUGACCCAACAGGUUUGGGGAGACCCACGCUACCCGGCGACACACACACCAACAGCAUGGCGGUUCCGAUGAUGCUGAUGUGUCUAGUGCAGCAACUCACUGAAGGUCGUGGUCAGGAAGCCGUCCUCAAGUACAAAAAGUUGAGCUGCUGGUGUGUGCAGCAGAUUCUCCAGCAUGUUCAGCGAGACGGCACAGCUAUCUUGGAAAAUGUGUCAUUGGAGGGGGCGGAGCUACCAGGUUGUCAAGGCCGACUGCAGAAUCCAGGCCACGCCUUGGAAGCAGGCUGGUUCCUGCUUCAAUAUGCUUCUCAAUGUGGGGACAAGGAGCUGCAGGAAAAAGCCAUCAAUAAGUUUGUGGAGUUACCCUUUGAAUACGGCUGGGAUAAACAACACGGUGGCCUCUUCUACUUCCUGGAUGUGGAUGGCCACUGUCCCACUCAGUUGGAGUGGAGUAUGAAACUGUGGUGGCCUCACUGCGAGGCUCUUAUUGCCUUCCUCAUGGCCUACAGCCAAACCAAAAGACCCAGACUCCUAGAGAGUUUCUAUCAAAUUUAUGACUACACAUUUACUCAUUUUUCUGAUGCCCAACAUGGGGAAUGGUUUGGUUAUUUGUCACAAGAUGGAAAAGUAGUUCUGGAUUUUAAAGGAGGUCCCUAUAAAGGAUUCUUCCAUGUACCACGCUGCCUGUAUAUGUGUGAGCGUAUUCUGGAUGAUCUGCUGAAUAACGCAGUGUGAGCUUGUUCUUCAUUGUGUUAAAAUGGGACUUUUUUUUUUUUUUAAACGGUUGCAAAUCAAGCUUUAUUGAAUGUAUUUUUAAAGCGUUAUAAUUGUUUUGUGUUACUUGUUUUACAUAUUGUCAGUUGCAGAUUAAUCAUGAAAUAAAAAUUGCUUCUGAUGAACCUGUC
Messenger RNA from Syngnathus acus (greater pipefish), 1494 nucleotides. Its product is annotated as renin binding protein. Gene Ontology annotation, biological process: N-acetylglucosamine metabolic process; N-acetylmannosamine metabolic process; carbohydrate metabolic process. Bases 113 to 1324 code for a protein of 403 amino acids. NCBI's taxonomy places the organism in Eukaryota, Metazoa, Chordata, Actinopteri, Syngnathiformes, Syngnathidae. The record is from RefSeq and is a predicted model, not a curated record. The transcript is spliced from 11 exons. Gene Ontology annotation, molecular function: peptidase inhibitor activity; N-acylglucosamine 2-epimerase activity.